This is a messenger RNA of Exophiala mesophila, 2286 nucleotides long. RefSeq lists its product as uncharacterized. The coding region runs from base 117 to 2198 and encodes 693 amino acids. The transcript is spliced from 2 exons. The record is from RefSeq and is a predicted model, not a curated record. Lineage: Eukaryota; Fungi; Ascomycota; Eurotiomycetes; Chaetothyriales; Herpotrichiellaceae.
AGCAGGCUGGUGUCCUCGACGGUAGGUUUUAUAUAUCAAUGUGAGAAUAUCAGCAUCAACACCAUCACGACCACCACCAACAACCACACCAUCGACAAGCUCUCAUUACCAUCACCAUGACCACUCCAACCUUUCCAACUCCAACGCCCUUCUUCACCCACCUCAACAGCCCUCUACAAUCCCGCUCCGACAUCAUCCAAGCAUGCCAGUCCCUCCUCGAACCACUCCACCCAUUCUUCUCCCCUGGACGCACACGCCUCCGCCUCGGCGCCACAGCAACCCGAUACGACGAAACGGGCGCUCAACUCGAAGGUUUCACCCGUCCUCUAUGGGGCCUCGCCUCCCUCCUCGCGUCCUCCUCCUCUGACUCCAACUCCCCAAUCCCCUCCACCUCCAUCUCCAAGCAUACAAGUCUCUGGCUCACCGGUCUCCGCAACGGCACGAACCCAUCCCACCCUGAAUUCUGGGGCUAUGCCGCAGACCUCGACCAAAGAACGGUCGAAAUGUGUCCUUUAGGCUUCGCACUAUGCGUUGCGCCCACCCAUCUCUGGGACCCUCUAACCCCUGAAGAACGCCUCAACGUCCAAACUUGGCUUGGCAGCAUCAAUGAUAGAGAAAUGCCGAAUACGAAUUGGUUAUGGUUUCGUGUCUUUGCCAACUUGGGACUCAAGAAGAAUGGAGCGGUGUAUUCGGAGGAGAAACUAGUGAGUGAUCUUGAUCAUCUGGAUACGUUUUAUCGUGGGGAUGGGUGGUCGAAUGAUGGACCGGCUUCGCAUCGUCAAAUGGAUUAUUAUAGUGGGUCGUUUGCGAUUCAGUUGUUACAGUUGCUAUAUGUGAAGAUUAAUGGCGGGGAUGAUCCGAAGAGAGCGGAUGAAUAUAGAGAAAGAGCAAGAUUGUUUGCAAUGGAUUUUGUCCAUUAUUGGGAUGAAUAUGGUCAACCCAUCACAUUCGGCCGUUCCUUGACGUAUCGCUUCGCCAUGGCUGGAUUCUGGUCGGCUGUCGCAUUCGCCGACCUCGAGCUUCCCGCCCCUUUAUCCUGGGGUGUAGUUAAAGGCCUCCUAUUGCGAAACCUACGGUAUUGGUCCCGACAGAAAGAUAUCCUCACACAUUCUGGUCUAUUGACUAUUGGAUAUGGAUAUCCCAAUCAAUUUCUGUCGGAGAAUUACAAUUCUCCAGGUUCGACUUAUUGGUUCAUGUUGGGCUUCGUCGCUCUCGCAGUACCGGAAUCACAUCCGUUUUGGACAGCUGAAGAAUUGGAUUACCCUGCCUCUGGCUUACAACCCGGGCUCGCCAUCCUCCCCCAUCCAAUGCACAUCAUCAGCCAUUUCGGCGGACAUACCUUCCUCCUCAAUUCGGGUCAAGCAUGCCACUAUCCCGUUCGUGCAUCAGAGUCCAAAUACGGGAAAUUCGCCUAUAGUUCUGCAUUUCCCUACUCGGUACCCACGGGAGGGUAUUCACUCGAGAGUAUUGGCGGUGACAAUACCCUGGCUUUAUCGGAUGAUUCAGGUGAAACAUGGCGAGUGAGACGACAGCCGAUCAAUGCGAGAAUUGAAUAUAAAGAUGGGAUUGUUCCUGUUUUGGUCGCGUCGUGGAUGCCAUGGCCGGGCGUUACGGUCGAUACGUGGUUGGUGCCGCCGAGUGAGGAGACGAUGAAUUGGCAUGUGCGAUUUCAUCGGAUCACCACGAAAAGACGGUUGUGGACGAGUGAAGGUGCGUUUGCGUUAAAUGGUGUGGCGAGAAGGGAUGGGAGGGAGUUGGGUGUGCUUACUUCACUUGAUUCCGACGAUGUCUAUGGAGAGGGUGAGAGCCAGUGUGAAGGUCGUCUUGAAUCUACUGGUUCGGCACUGGCGAUUUCUCGUGGUGGUGUCGCUGGGAUUGUGGAUUUAGAUCUCGCCAGCUAUCUUGGCCGGACAUCUGAGGACUUGGAUUCAACAACACCUCAUGCAACCGCAUGCGCACCUAGGACAGGAAAAGUCUUGGAUGAAGACGCUAACAGUAACUUGACGGAAUCUCGCUCCGUGUUGCCUUCACUGGCGAAUUCUAGCGAAAACUACAUCUCCGAGGGCUCGAGUGUUUGGCUUGGAACGGCGGUUUUUGCGCUGCCGAAUACAGUAAAACACCACAAGGGGCAAUGGAGGGAGUCGUGGGAGAAGAGGCCAGAGGUGCCGGCAUGGGUAGGGAUGGAGAUUACGAAGUGAAUUGUGAAGAGUGGGAUUGAUUAUUCUUGACAUUGCGUGUAUCACGCGGGUUUGUAGGUAGUUCUGGAGAAUCGUGUAUUGUUUUGUC